UCAUCUCUCGAUUUUAUAAUUUGUCGUAACAGCCUGGUUUGAAUUUCUCUCACACAGCAAAACAUCCCCGCCAAAUUACAUAUAUACCCAUCCCAGUCCCACCACCCCCACUCUCUUCUUCAUAACUUCCACAAGGACAUAACCGUAACUCCAUCUUCCCCAUCAUUUCCAUCACCGUUACCGUAGCAAAACCACCACCACCGUUAACCAAAUCCCUCCAUUCCCCAAAUCAGAUCCAAACUAACCCUAACCCUAAUUCCCAAUUCACAAAAUCCCCAAAUCGAAUUUCACAAAUUCCAUUCGAUAUGGGCGAUUUCAACCUCGCCCUUGUGAUUGUCGCCAUUGUUGUAUGUGUAAUCGUGUUUCUCGUCAAUGUGUAUCUUCUCGUGAACUAUCAGCAUCCUGAUGAUGUUAAUCAGGCUUAUUUUCCUAAAUUUGUUGUUGUUUUGGGAUUAUCGGUUGCUGCGAUUUCGAUAUUGAUGCUUCCGGCGGAUGUAGCAAAUCGGCAAGCUUGCCGGCAUGCUAUUUAUAAUGGCGCGUGUAAUCUCACGCUCCCGAUGAAGAAUUUGUGGCUUGCGGUUUAUAUUAUCGAUGCUAUUCUUGUGUUCUUCGUUAUUCCUUUUGCAAUGUUCUAUUAUGAAGGAGACCAGGACAAGAGUAUUGGUAAAAGGAUUAAGAGUGCAUUGAUGUGGAUGGUGUCGACUGCCGUAGUUUGUGCUCUUGUUUUGGGAAUUUUGUAUGGGCUUGUUGGUAAGGUGGAUUUUACUGUUAGGCAUCUCUCUUCAUCGACAGAAGCAUUUCCUGGCUCAUGGGGACUCAAUAGUGGUAACCCAUGUGUUGGAAAUGGUGUCCAUCAGUGCUCUGCAUACUCUGCUAGUCCUUCAUCAGAGAAAACAUGGACCAUGCGAUCAACUUUUCCUGAAUAUGUUGUGGCUCUUGCUACUAUCGUUGGAUCUGUGCUUUUUGCUAUAUUUGGUGGUGUUGGUAUUGCUUGCCUUCCACUUGGACUUAUAUUUUCAUUUAUCCGGCGGCCAAAGGCUGUUAUCACUCGCUCACAGUAUAUCAAGGAAGCAACCGAACUUGGUAAAAAAGCAAAAGAAUUAAAGAAAGCAGCUGAGUCACUCCAUCAGGAAGAAAGAGGUGGUGCAAAGGGUAGAAAACAUCGUAAAAAUGUUAAAGCAGUAGAAAAGGAGUUGUAUCAAUUAGAAGAAGACGUGAAGCUUCUUGAAGAGAUGUAUCCACAAGGGGAAAAGGCUGAGACAUCAUGGGCACUAACAGUUCUUGGUUAUCUGGCGAAACUUGUUUUGGGAAUUCUAGGGCUGAUUGUUUCAGUAGCAUGGAUUGCUCAUAUUAUUAUCUAUUUAUUAAUUAAUCCUCCCCUUUCUCCUUUCCUGAAUGAAGUUUUCAUCAAGCUAGAUGAUAUCUGGGGUCUGCUUGGCACAGCCGCGUUUGCAUUUUUCUGCUUCUACCUUCUCCUUGCUGUGAUUGCUGGUGCCACGAUGCUUGGGUUGAGACUAGUGUUCAUCACCAUACAUCCCAUGAAGUGGGGAGCAACUCUCAUGAACUCUUUUCUGUUUAAUGUGGGCCUUAUCCUUCUUUGUUCCAUUAGUGUGAUUCAGUUUUGCUCCACGUCAUUUGCCUACUAUGCACAAGCAACUGCAGCCCAGGAAAUAUUUGGUCACACUUUGCAGUCUCUUCGUGGAAUUAAAUAUUUGUACAAGUACAAUGUAUUUCAAUAUGCAUUUGUUAUUUUGGCCGGCUUGACCUUUGUGUACUAUGCUGCCGUUGGAUGGAGAAGAAAAAAGCCUAGCGGCAGGUUCCAAUUGUCUACAUGAGGUGUGGCUUAGCCCUCAGACCGUUUUGGAAUUUCUUAUCUCUUGUCAUAUCCUUCCUUCAGUGGUUUUUAUCUUUGGAUAUGCUUUGCCUAGAUUUGUUUCGUGUUGAGAGCUAUAGGGUAAGCUGAUCAUCAUCCGAGUAGAAUCAUUUUAUGCAGUUGACUCAUUAGUUGGGUGAUUGAGCUGCAACUUUGGGUCAUUGCUUCUUUUGCCGCCCUUGUAUGUAUCAUGACUUUCUUUGUCUGAUUUGUGUUAUUCACUUUUGUUCAAUAUAUAUGUAAUUAAAUGUAACGUUGCGUGCACGAAAUUGUACUGGAUUCCCACAAGACUAUGAGGUUAUGCAACCCUUGCCAAAGAAAAAAUUGUAAGAGCAGUUUUUAAUUUCAUUGUUACGUUAUUUGUUCAGAGGUUUGUGCAGCUCAUUCUUUGUGUAAUAUAUUUCUAAUGAUAUGAACUAGUAGACCUUCAGAA
Medicago truncatula (barrel medic) is the source of this 2306-nucleotide messenger RNA. RefSeq names its product LIMR family protein At5g01460. Bases 306 to 1835 code for a protein of 509 amino acids. The record is from RefSeq and is a predicted model, not a curated record. The transcript is spliced from 14 exons. NCBI's taxonomy places the organism in Eukaryota, Viridiplantae, Streptophyta, Magnoliopsida, Fabales, Fabaceae.